Messenger RNA from Manduca sexta (tobacco hornworm), 1295 nucleotides. RefSeq lists its product as uncharacterized. The transcript has 4 exons. Bases 224 to 787 code for a protein of 187 amino acids. The record is from RefSeq and is a predicted model, not a curated record. NCBI's taxonomy places the organism in Eukaryota, Metazoa, Arthropoda, Insecta, Lepidoptera, Sphingidae.
AAGAUAAUUGCACGACCAACUGGCUGAGAUAGAUGUCCUGCGCAGUAUAAACUCCGUCCACUGUCAAAAGCCUCGAGUUUAGACCGUAUCAUUCAGUUUUAUUAUGGUUACUUCUAAAUGAUGUAAAAUAUUAAUGCAAAGAAAUUUAAAAUAUACAUUUUAAACUAAUAUACCAAAAUAUAAUAAAUUAAUUUGAAUUUGGAAUCCGAAAUUCAUAAUCAAUAUGCGUGUGGAAAUACCAGAUUGUAAUAGGUGUUUUAUGUGCAUUCCUCUGCGUUACGGGAUUAUUAUUAUUGGUUGCUCGAAUUUGGUUUUGGACUUAUGGGUACUAUCAUUGCAAUCAUCAUGGCUGAUGCACCGGGGCAAUCAAUCUUUUGCCCUGAUGUCUUCUACUCUGAUCACCUACAAAGGCGUGACCUUCAACGCGCAAAUAUGGUUGCCUAUGUUGCUCUAUGUGCUAGAGGUGAUCUUCAACGUUGUUGUAGUAAUAGGGGCUUUUAUGAAAUGUAUGAAAUUAUUGCGUAUAUACUAUUACUAUGGGAUAACAACUCUACUAGCGACGUUUGUCACGUUCCUAGUGGUGGAAUUAAGGAUCCUUUUCAGAUACUAUAAUAUAUUAGAAAUUUGUAUUACGUUCAUGGGAUUAGCAUCGCACGCGUAUUUAUUGUUGCUAGUACGCUCGGAGAUGUCGAAGACGCGUUACAAAGAGGAAAGCAGGAGUCAUGAAUACGAGAAUCAUUUGACUCAACAUUACCCUCCCAAUUGGCGGGAACCAAAUGUGAUAUAAAUUAAAUUAUAUUUAGGCUAUUUUUAUUUAAUUAUUGUAAUAUUAAACCAAUCUUCGUGUUUUUAUAAUAUAUUGAUAUGAUGUAUUUUGAGUUUUGAUUCGUAUAUUUUAUGAAUGUUUUUUAAAUAACGUUUAUAACUUUAAGAGGGAUAAAAUCGGGAUGUAAAUAAAAGAUAUAAUAAAUAGGUUGAUGGUUAAAAGUUAGUUACAAUGUAUUUAACCCAAUAAUAGAUACUAAUUUGAUUUAUAAUUCACACAGGCCAUACAAGUUAUUGGAGCACAAGUUCAUCUGAAGGUGAAUAUCACCGUAAACCAUGAACUUGCACUUUAGCAGAGAUAUAGUUAGUGCUAAACAACAUUCGAGAAUGUUUAAGCGACCAACAACCCUAUUAUAUACACAAAAAAGGAUACUGGUACAUACUAUGUUCUUCUUUUCGCACAUACCUCAAAUCCCAAUUAUAACACCUCAUAAGACAGACUAGUCUCGAAUAAAUGGAUACAUAUACUU